AUGGAAACUACAAAGGCUGAUGAUGUCAAAAAAUCUUCAAAAAGAAAGGCAGCCCCAACUAAAGAAAUUGAUUGGGUGGAACCAUCUUUUAUUGAUUUUUGUGAGACUGCCGAACUAUCAUCUAGUAUUCUCCAUAAAAAAUCGCUCACAGAUAUUGACAAUUAUCACGAGAGCAAAGAGCAUUUUCCUCUGCUUCAAAAUUACAAGUGUGGUAGAAAAAUAAGAAAACCAGCUUCUGUAGAUGAGAAAUAUAAACUCUUCAAACAAAAUCACAUCCAAAUUGAACCAUGGGUAGAUAAAUACAAACCAAAAACUCAGAUUGACCUUGUCAUACACAAGAAAAAAAUUGAAGAAGUUGAAAGAUGGUUAAAAGAUCAUAUAUUUCAAAAUCAGCCAAGACAGGGAGGCUCCAUCCUAGUGUUAACUGGCCCUCCAGGAUGUGGAAAAUCUGCCACUGUGGAAAUAUUAGCCAAGGACCUUGGCAUUCAGAUACAAGAAUGGAUAAAUCCUGUAUCACUAAACUUCAAAAAAUAUGACGACUUUCAAGGUGCUUUCAAUCAUGAAUCAGAUUUUCAGAUACUUCCUUAUCAGAGCCAGGCAGCUAUCUUUCAAGAAUUUCUCCUAAGAGCAAACAAGUAUAUCAAGCUUCAGAUGGUUGGAGAGGCCAUGGACACUGACAAAAGACUUAUUCUUGUGGAAGAUAUGCCAAACCAUUUUUAUCAUGACCCUAGCAGUUUACAUGACAUUCUGAGGAGUUUUUUGCGGACAAGCAGAUGUCCUCUUGUAUUUAUAAUAUCAGAUGUUUUCAGCACAGGCAACAGCCAAAGAUCUCUAUUCCCAAAGGCAAUUCAGGAAGAGCUGUGUAUAGCAACCAUUAGUUUUAACCCAGUAGCACCAACACUGAUGAUGAAAGCCCUAAAUCGAAUAAUCACAGGGGAGAUCAAUAUGAGAAGAGAUAAAAUUGAUGUCCCUGACAAAGCCUUAUUAGAAGUGAUUUGCAGUGGAUGUUCAGGUGACAUUAGAAGUGCAAUAAACACCCUUCAAUUUUCUUCUCUAAAAGAGAAGCCAUCAGACAAGAGCUUAUGGUCACAAAGAAAGAAAAAUUAUGUUUUAAAAUGUGAUACAUCAUCUAAAAUAAAGAAGAAAAAACUAUUCAAUAAUUUUUUAGAAGACCAACAACUACCAGCUAUUGGUAGCAAGGAUGCUUCCAUCUUCCUUUUCCAUGCUUUGGGGAAAAUACUUUACUGCAAAAGAGAACCAGCUACAGAGGUGGACUUUCCUCAGUUACCUCAACAUUUAUCAGAAUAUGAACGACAGCCCUUGCUUGUUCAACCUGAGGAUGUCAUAGAAAAAUCACAUAUGCCUGGGGACUUAUUUAAUGUAUACCUUCACCAGAAUUAUUUGGAGUUCUUCUCUGAUAUUGAUGAUAUUGUAAGAGCCAGUGAAUAUUUAAGUACUGCAGAUUUUCUUUGCAGUAACUGGGAUGCACGAGCUACACUUCAAAAGUACAGUGCCUCUGUAGCCACAAGAGGUGUGAUGCACUCAAACCGAGCCAGAGCUCUUGCACAAUGCAAAGGAGGAAUGGGCUUUAGACCUUUUCAUAAACCGCAAUGGAUCCUAAUUAAUAGAAAGUAUCAAGAAAACUGCUAUGCUGCAAAAUCCCUCUUUUCGAGUUUCUGUUUAGCACCAUUGUGUCUUCAGACUGAGCUGAUACCUUAUCUUACCAUGCUGACUAAUCCAAUGAGAAAUCAAGCUCAGAUUACCUUUAUUCAGGAUGUUGGGAAACUUCCUUUGAGAAAUCACUUUGGAAGGUUGAAACUUGAAACUCUUACGGAUAAGGAUUCUGCAAUACAAAUCCUGGACAAUGAUGAUGAAGAGGAAUUUUCCGAGAAGCAGCCUACAAUUCUGCAUACCCAGGGAGAGAAAAUAAAAAACAGUGAGGAAAAUGAACUGGAUGAAUUCUUCCCUACUUCUAGUCAGUGUAAUGGAAAUGAACUACCAGCUAGUCAACCUCAGCCAGUUGCAGCACAAGCAAUAAUGGAAACAGAUGACCUAAAUAUAGAAGAAUAUGAUAGUGAAUAACAUAAAAAGCAAUUCCAAAGCUGUGUUAAUAUUUAAAUUAUAAUUUUACUUUUGUUUCAUAUUUUAUAUUCAAAUGUACAGGAAAGAUAGAAAUAACUUUGUUAUUUCUGCAAGCUGUUAAUAUUUGUCAUGAAUAACAAUUUGGAGGAAAAUGAGUACAGAGUAUUUAUAGUUUUGAGCUUGUACUGAAAAGCUUCAGUUAAAACUCAAGGUUUCGCUUCUCAUCCAUACAGAAGAAUGAAAAUAAAUGAGAAGAAAUAUAUUUACUUUGAUAUUUUAUACUUGUAUUUAUCUUGUAGAUACUGAAGGCAUUGUCAAAUAUUUUGUUAUUGUUUCACAAGUUUAGAUCUAACUUGCGAUGAUGAAACAUUGCACAAAACGUUUAACCUGGGCUGUGUAAUAUUUAAUAUGUAAAUAAGUCUCUGGAUGCCUUAUUAGUAAAUUGUAUCAUUAUAGUUUCUGAAACAAAAAUGCUUACAUAUGUUUCGGACAAUUCUAUCUUGAAAAGUAUUAAAACUGAUCUAGGGGAAUAACAUGAGAAUUUUUAAUAUUUUGUAAAGUUAACUCUUGAACUUUAUUUUCAAAUCUUUUUACUGAUUUUAAUAAUUUGAUUAAAUAUUAGAAUUGCAAUAGUAAAAAUAAUAUAAUGUAUUAGAUUAUAAGUCUAAUAAAGAAAGAAGGGAAUGGGAGGGAGGAAGAAUAGUAAAGAAAUAGAAAAUAAACAUACAGUAUAAAGAAGUGACUUCCAAUUUCAUCACAUGUAUAAAUAAUUUUAGUAAGUUUUCAUCUCUUAAUUUAUAAUCAAUGAUUUCUCUAUCCCAUGUCUCAUAUAUAUAUAGAUGACAUGAGAUGAAGCAAUCAUUGAUAAUAAAUUUAUAUCUAAAGACACUGAAGACACCUCUUUUAAAGAGUCAAGUAAAGCCAGCCUACCUUAUUUGACACUGAUAGAAAAAUGUCCUACUUUUUUUGUGACAUUUACUGCUUUGUACCAAUAAUUAGCAUCAAAACAGCUUUGCUUGGUUCAAAACAUGAUAAUAAUUUUUAGUCUUUUAAAGAGAUAUAAUGCAGAUAUUCAUAAAUAAUUAACGAUAAGUUGGAAAAUAAUCUCUGUGACAUUUUCUCGGUUUACUUAGAACUUUCUUGUUCUUUUUAAAAAUGUGUUUUAUAUUCUUUCUUUAAAAUGUCUAAUUAAAAUAAAAAGGAACCCUGUUUCCUACACCAGCUGGUUCUGCAAUGGCAACCAUUUAAAUAAACUUCAACAAAGUUGGAGACA
This is a messenger RNA of Crotalus tigris (Tiger rattlesnake), 3355 nucleotides long. It is a transcript of the gene RAD17, whose product is annotated as RAD17 checkpoint clamp loader component. Gene Ontology annotation, cellular component: Rad17 RFC-like complex; nucleus. NCBI's taxonomy places the organism in Eukaryota, Metazoa, Chordata, Lepidosauria, Squamata, Viperidae. Gene Ontology annotation, molecular function: DNA clamp loader activity; chromatin binding. Gene Ontology annotation, biological process: DNA repair; DNA damage checkpoint signaling; mitotic DNA replication checkpoint signaling. The record is from RefSeq and is a predicted model, not a curated record.